AUGGCAAAUCACACCAAUAGAAGACGAGGAAACCGCAGACAACAGGAGGAGCCCUGUCAGCCAAGUCUGUACUGUGAUCCGUCGACUAUGCGUCAGAGCACCUUUGGUCCUGAGCUUCCUGCCGUUGCUAGUGCACCUGUGCAUGACACUUUCUGUCCUAAUCUGCCUCAGGCAAACCAUCUCGCCAUGCGAUUGGAUCACCAGCAGAAGGAAGUGGAGAAUUGGAACAGAAUGCAAAUGGAACAGUUCCGUUUUCCAGGCCCUCAGCCGAUGUAUGAGGCACCUGGUCUAGCUCCUAAUGGACCUCCACUCAGCCCUGACUCUCGUGCUAUGUCACCAAUGUACACCAUGCCGCCAAUGCACUACGCACCCUACGCUUUGCCUGCAACUGGGCCCCUGAUUGUGGGUUCAGUGCAGCCCAGAAUCUCUGGAGAACGUGAAACAUUCCAGGGCCUCAAAGCAGGGGCGAGCGGGAACACCAGAAACUGCUAUCCCAGCUCUACUCUUCGUGGAGAUGCACCUGAGUUCGUCCCGAAAGCGAAACGCCAAGUGAAUGAGGCCCAGCGUUCGGUCCCAAAUGCCAAUACCGUGUUCAUUGUCAGUAGCACCGGUCAACACAUGAUGCGAGGACGGUGA
Aspergillus luchuensis is the source of this 636-nucleotide messenger RNA. RefSeq lists its product as uncharacterized. The transcript has 2 exons. The coding region runs from base 1 to 636 and encodes 211 amino acids. The record is from RefSeq and is a predicted model, not a curated record. Lineage: Eukaryota; Fungi; Ascomycota; Eurotiomycetes; Eurotiales; Aspergillaceae.